Molecule: messenger RNA, 660 nt
Organism: Lasiosphaeria miniovina
Lineage: Eukaryota; Fungi; Ascomycota; Sordariomycetes; Sordariales; Lasiosphaeriaceae
Product: O-methyltransferase
Exons: 1
Coding region: 1-660 (219 amino acids)
Molecular function (GO): O-methyltransferase activity; S-adenosylmethionine-dependent methyltransferase activity
Source: RefSeq, a predicted model, not a curated record
AUGGCACAAGACGCCUCCUUCAACGUAGCCCAGACCAGCGCCGUCAUCGCCCUCGCCACCGACAGCCUCCUCCCGCCCAACCCGCGGCUCGACAAUGCGCUGACCAACUCGGCCACGCACGGCCUGCGGCCGAUCCAGGUGACGCCGCUCGCGGGCCAGCUGCUGGCGAUCCAGGCGCAGCUGGUGGGCGCCAAGUCGGUGCUCGAGAUUGGCGUGCUGGGCGGCUACUCGACCAUCUGGUUCGCCGAGGCGGGCGCGCGGGUCACGGGCAUCGAGAUCGACGCGCGCCACCGCGACAUCGCGCUCGAGAACGUCAAGGGGCUUGAUGUUGACAUCCUGCUCGGCGACGCCCUCGAAGUCCUCCCCCGCCUCGCUGCUGAGCGCCGCGUCUUCGACUUCGUCUUCAUCGACGCCAGCUGGGAGACCCAGUGGGAGUACUUUGACUGGGCCGUCAAGCUGACGCGCCCCCGCGGCGCCAUCUACGUCGAUAAUGUUGUUCGCGCGCUGGUCGAGAAUGAGACGCUGGACAAGACCAAGGAGUCGCUUGUUACCAGGGUCGGGAGGGACGAACGGGUCCGCGCUACGCUGGUCCCGACUGUCUUUCAGCAGAAGAGCGCGGAGAAUGAGGUCGACGGGUUCUUGCUGGCCAUUGUCAACUGA